AUGGAAACUACAGCGCUUGGUGCCAAUGCUACCACCAUAUCUGGCCUUACAGGGUCCGACACGGCAUCGGAGGAUAUUCCUUCAGAGACCAGCGAUGACCGCGCAUUCAUUGUCUCCGAUACCGAUCAAUUGUCAUAUUUCUCGACCGACUCAUCCGAGGCUUCAGAUUCGAGCCUGUUUCAAUAUGACCCAAGUUACAAUAAUAUCGUAGAUGCGCCGCGAGACUGGAUGAAACUACCAAUUAGGGAAAUUACCCGAAAGAUAGUCCUCGAGUAUGGUCAUGAAGUGGAACAGUAUCUUGUUCUGUGGUGCUACUGGGAAACCAAGACCGCAUGA
Molecule: messenger RNA, 336 nt
Organism: Penicillium oxalicum
Lineage: Eukaryota; Fungi; Ascomycota; Eurotiomycetes; Eurotiales; Aspergillaceae
Exons: 2
Coding region: 1-336 (111 amino acids)
Source: RefSeq, a predicted model, not a curated record